UUGCACUAUCGGUUACUGGUUAGCUUUAGUUGAAAAAACGUGUUCUUUUUAGUUACUAUAAAAUUUAAUAAGUUCGGYCAAAAUUCUCAUUAAAUUGUUUGAUAUAAAAUGUCAAAAUUGACCAAGUUUUUCGUCGGGAAUCUGCCGUGGACAGUCAGCAGCCGAGAACUCCGUAAAUAUUUUGCAUCAUUCGGCCACGUUGCUACCGCAGACGUAUUGUUCGACCACUCUACUGGUUUGUCGAAGGGAUACGGAUUUGUUCAGUUUUCUACACCAGGUGGAUACGAAAGCGUUUUAAACAAUGACAAACAUGAAUUAGAGGGGCAAACAUUGAUUCUUAAAAAAGCUGAUUAUCAAUAAUCAUUGUCUCUUACAAG
Messenger RNA from Diuraphis noxia (Russian wheat aphid), 377 nucleotides. Its product is annotated as SRA stem-loop-interacting RNA-binding protein, mitochondrial-like. The record is from RefSeq and is a predicted model, not a curated record. NCBI's taxonomy places the organism in Eukaryota, Metazoa, Arthropoda, Insecta, Hemiptera, Aphididae. Gene Ontology annotation, molecular function: RNA binding.